This is a messenger RNA of Gloeophyllum trabeum ATCC 11539, 2575 nucleotides long. RefSeq lists its product as uncharacterized. Gene Ontology annotation, cellular component: membrane. Gene Ontology annotation, biological process: calcium ion transmembrane transport; intracellular calcium ion homeostasis. The transcript is spliced from 18 exons. The record is from RefSeq and is a predicted model, not a curated record. The coding region runs from base 1 to 2280 and encodes 759 amino acids. Gene Ontology annotation, molecular function: calcium channel activity; calcium ion binding. Lineage: Eukaryota; Fungi; Basidiomycota; Agaricomycetes; Gloeophyllales; Gloeophyllaceae.
AUGCCCGACCCCGUGCGCGGAGGUGGCGCAUACGAUCCUGAAAACGGGAGAGGGGAGACUAGACCAGGUCACAAGCCUGCGUAUAGCCGCAGUGGAAGCUGGGAUGUGCUUGCAGGCAUUCGGAAGUUUGAGCAUGACUACUCGGAGUUUGACUCGCGAAAUGCAAGCCAGAGUCACUUGGCCUUCGCUGAAGGAGACAUCCCGAAGAACAAGUUUUCUCGACUCUACAACUACCUCUUGAACGUCUCAAUCGUCACGAGAUGGGCCAUCUUCAUCCUCCCAGUCAUGGCUCUGGUGUGGAUCCCGGGUAUCUUGGGUCUCACCACCUUUCCCCAUGCCGAGAUUUGGGGCGUGCGCUUGGUUUUCUGGAGCAUCUGGCUGAGCAUUGUUUGGGGAGGAUGGUGGGCUGCUUUAGCCACAGCCCGUGUUCUCCCCCGAAUAGCUCGUGCUACUGUUGGAAUUGUAGCAGUUGGCAGCCGCCGAUACAUUGACUGGCUGGAUGUUUUGCAUAGAUACGUGGCUCUAUUCGCAUGGACGUUGGCUAUUUGGAUCACUUUUAAUUCGAUCAUAAAUAACAACGACGGCGACGGGAGCGACAGGGAGAGAUCUGUAAUUUCUUUCAUCGCGAAACUGUUAUUCGCCAUCUACAUAUGUGCCGCGGUCUUGGCGUUUGAGAAGUUCUCGAUCCAGUGGAUAGCGGGCAAGUUCCACGAAAGGUCAUAUGCAGAGCGUAUCGCCGACCAGAAAUUUGCUAUCAAGGUCUUGACGAUUUUGUACCGCCAUUCAGCCGACAUCCCUGGCCGUUCAGAUACUCUGCGAGACGGUCCACUAGAUAAACGUGCUACCAUCAACCCGAGAAGAUUUUUCAAGCGAGCACUACGAGGGGUGAGAUAUGCUGCAACCACCACUACAACCGCCCUGGGGAACGUUGCGUCCGAAAUGGCUGGGAGCUCCGUAUUGCAACCCAAUUCUCCGGAAGCGAAGGUGAAGACUGCUCUUGAAUCGGCAAACAAGUCACGCCUGCUUGCUCGAAGAUUAUUCUACUCAUUUGUGAAGCCCGGCCACGACUACCUUGAAGUACAAGACAUUGCACGCUUUUUCCCAACCCCUGAAGACGCGGAUGCCGCGUUUGCCUUGUUCGACAAGGAUGGCAAUGGGGAUGCAUCUCGCGACGAGGUGGAACUCGCUUGCAUGGACUACCACCGAGAGCAACUGUCUAUAGAGCAUUCAAUGAGAGACCUCGACAGUGCUGUGGGACGUUUGGACAACAUCUUCAUGAGUUUGUAUGUCGUCGUAGCCGCUCUCAUCGUUGCGGUCGCAUUGGACACGCAACUUACUACCCUCGUGACGGGCGCUGGAACCCUGAUUCUUGGUUUGAGUUGGCUGAUUGGCAGCAGCGCCCAGGAAGUUUUGACCAGCAUAAUCUUCCUGUUUAUCAAGCAUCCAUUCGACGUGGGUGACCGCGUGGAUAUCGACAAAGCCAGUUAUACAGUUAAGGAGAUCCGAUUGCUCACGACGGUGUUUGCGGACGGCAAAGGCUGUCAAGUGCUGGCUCCCAAUACCAUUCUUAACGGGAAGUUCAUUUUAAAUAUCCGCCGAAGCGGCCAAAUGUCCGAGACCUUCGAGUUUGACGUUGAUUAUUCAACGACUUUCGAGCAACUCGAGCAGUUGCGAGAUAAAAUGUUAACUUUCGUCAAAGAAGAGCGGAGAGACUACCAGCCGGUCUUUGAUGUCACGGUAGCCGAUAUUGGGGAUCAAGAGAAGAUGACUUGCCAGGCUGACAUCAAGUAUAAGAGCAACUGGCAGCAAGGUGCUGUCAAAGCCCGGAGACGCAACAAGUGGAUCUGUGCUCUCAAGACCGCCUUGGCUGAUUGUCACAUCUACGGGCCUAAGGGAAACCCUGAUGCCAUCCCAGCACCUUCGAGAAUUACGCUUGUACCUUGGGACAAGGUGGAACGUGAUGAUGAGGCAAAGCUCGCGACCCAACAGCCCGACGAUAAAGAAGCUGGACCUGAGAUGCCUAAGGGCGGAUGGAAUUUGACGGAUAAGAACGCAGAGCUUGCGGGUGACUCGGAGGACGUUUGGGGCGAAGGAGAUGAAGUACACAUGACAAAUCCUCGCCGCGGAGUCUCGACGAAGAGCACUUCGACGGUCAGAUCUCAACCGCCGGCUGCGCCUCCCAACUUCCCCUUACCCCCUCCGCCAAUGCCUGUAGCAACGCCUCCGGAGGAGAGGGACGCAACUACUCCGCGCGCGCAGGAGUUCACACGACAACCGUAACUGUCUGCAGGCAGAUAGAAUCUUUGUGGAUGUUGCUUUGAUUGACCUGCUGUGAUCUAACUUGGACUUGUAAAAAUAGCAGCAUCUUCACUAGGCGGACGUUUCGCAGCCACAUCAUCACUAUUUACACUCACUAUUAACACAUCGAAUAUCAAAGCAUACAUCUCGGCAGUAAGGUGAGCAUGAUAGCAGAACGAAGUAGGAAUAGUUAUACAUUCCAACCACUGGCUUGCUGCGUUGGGCUGCCCCAGCCCCUGGCGGCAGGGCUUCCACUGCUAGCUCCCCACCCACCGGC